This is a messenger RNA of Phaeoacremonium minimum UCRPA7, 1149 nucleotides long. RefSeq names its product putative chloramphenicol resistance protein. The coding region runs from base 1 to 1149 and encodes 382 amino acids. Gene Ontology annotation, biological process: transmembrane transport. NCBI's taxonomy places the organism in Eukaryota, Fungi, Ascomycota, Sordariomycetes, Togniniales, Togniniaceae. The record is from RefSeq and is a predicted model, not a curated record. Gene Ontology annotation, molecular function: transmembrane transporter activity. The transcript has a single exon.
AUGGUGUUACGGUGUCUUCAAAGUGGUGGCAGUAGCGGGACUCUCGCCCUUGGUUACGCUGUUGUGGCCGAUGUGUCCACCAGUGGAGAACGUGGCAAAUACAUGGGCAUUGUAGGAGCUGGCAUCAACAUUGGUCCGGCAUUGAGUCCUGUCCUCGGUGGAAUACUCUCAGAAUACCUUGGCUGGAGAGCCAUAUUCUGGUUUUGCGCCAUAUUCACCGUCAUAUGGAUAAUUCCAUACACACUCUCCGUACCAGAGACUUGCCGGAAUGUCGUGGGCAAUGGCUCUAUCCCUCCUCAAGGGUGGAACAUGACCCUCAUUGACUACAUGCGCUUCCGCCACCAGCCUCAAAGGGAGCGUGCGGUGCGGAAACAGAAGCUAAGAUUCCCUAACCCACUGCGAUCUCUUGCUGUCAUCUGCGAGAAGCAAGUUGGAAUCAUCCUCUUCUAUAACGCUCUACUAUAUCUCAUCUUCAUCACAAUGGUCGCCACGAUGUCUACACAAUUUGCCGAGAUUUAUCACUACAAUGACCUUGAGCUUGGUCUCUGCUACCUACCGUACGGAGUCGGAUGCUGCAUCGCCGCCAUCAGCCAAGGAUAUAUCCUCGACUGGAAUUACCGCCGUACCGCACGGAAGAUCGGCUUCACCAUCAAUCUCAAGCGGGGCGAUGACUUGUCCAAGUUUCCCAUCGAGAAGGCGCGCAUCCAGACAGUGUAUCCCACCAUCUCCCUCGGUAUCGUCGCGACAAUCAUAUACGGCUGGGUCCUGGAAAUGGAGCCAAGCAUCGCAGCGCCUCUUGUCCUGCAGUUCAUCAUUGGCAUGUGCGUGACCGGCUCGUUCGGCAUUCUGAAUACGCUCAUUGUAGACCUGUACCCUGAGGCGCCUGCCACGGCUGUAGCAGCGAACAAUUUCGUCCGUUGCUGUCUCGGGGCGGUGGCGACGUCUGUUGUGGAGAGUAUGAUCAAGGGUAUGGGUAGAGGCUGGACUUUCACGUUCUUCCCACUGCUAGCCCUCGUGUUCUCUCCUAUUCUCUGGAUUUCAACGAAGUACGGCAUGCAGUGGAGGGCGGAGAGGAGGGCGAGGAAUCAGAAGCGGAAGGAGAAGAAGGCAAGUGAAAAGGCUGCGGCGGCGGCGGUAGCAACUUCUUGA